Carica papaya (papaya) is the source of this 1697-nucleotide messenger RNA. RefSeq lists its product as uncharacterized. The record is from RefSeq and is a predicted model, not a curated record. NCBI's taxonomy places the organism in Eukaryota, Viridiplantae, Streptophyta, Magnoliopsida, Brassicales, Caricaceae.
GAAGCCCACCAUAAUAUUCUAGCGGAAUAAGUAGAUUGCGAAAUCCAUGUUCCAGAAAUGUUGCAUGUGAGCAGCCAUCAUAUCUAAUCUGAUCCUUCUCCAUUUACAGUUUCAUAUUAAAUGUCGUGUAUGUUCGAACAGACACCCAUAGUUCACUUCACGAGUCUCUUUUUUGUUUUUAUGCUUCCCCAUCAAUAAUUCAAGCUAGCUAUACACUCACAUAUACAUGUAUGUAGUUGCUCCUAGUUUGUUUGACGUACAUGAGCGUGUGUAUAUACUAGCAAUUGUUUGUGGGUUUAUAGCCAUAUUGACCAGGGCCUAAUAAUUAGUGCUCUCCAUUGAUGAAGGAGCCUCUGCAUCAUCUGCAAGGAAUUUAUGUCAUUCACAGGCUGCGCUUCUUGUAAACCCCACCAAGUCUCUGUCCCUCUUUUGUUACCCAUCAACAAGGAGAGAUCAAACAAUUAUUUGGUGAGGAAAAAAGGCAAGAAACAGGGUGGGGAUAAAAUGGGUGGUUUUGCAAGCAAGAGAAAGGGUGAUCAUGAUUAUUAUGAUGAUAGUCAUAACAAGUCUUGCAGUAGCGAGAUUAGGUCAAAGGAGAAGAUGAUAAUGUUGCAGGAGGAAAUUGACGAGAUGAUGUGGGAGAGAGAGGAGGAGAGGAGGGGUUACGAGAGGGAAGUGAUGGUGUUUGCGAUAAAAGAAGCAGAGUGGAAGAGGGAGAGGAAGAAGCUGAAAGAGGAGGUGAAGAGAUUGGGGAAGAUGGUGGAAGAGAAGGAAGAGAAAAUGAGAGCUGGGGUAUUAACUAAAGAUGGGUUAUUAAUCAAUAAUGGAGAUAGUCAGAAAUGGAGUACUGAAGAAAAAGAUUACUGGCCAGAAUUCAUAAUGGGGAGUAGUUUCUUGGUGGAGCAAAUGAGAGAGGAAAGAGCAAGGAGAGAUGAGGCCGUGGAGAAGUGGAAGCAGCUCUAUCUUGCCAUCAAAACUGAGCUUGAUGAUCUAAUUCAGAGAACAAAUGGAGACAGCUUGUACUGGAGAGCUGAAGAAGAAGAGAUAAUUGAAGAACUGAGGAAGGAAGUGAAGGCGAAAGAAGAAACCAUAGAAAUGCUAAAGGCUAGAAUAGUUACUAUGGAUCGUGAAGAAUUCAAGAAGGCAAGAGAGAUUGACAUCCUGAGACAGAGUCUGCGAAUCAUGAGCAACAACAAGAAGACUACAACAUCCCAUCCUUCAAAGAGUCUCCACCAGUAUUUUCUUUGAAACCCCAGCCGUCUAAUUAAAUAACAAUUUAAGUUUAUUAAGUAACUAUAUUAUACAUGCAUAUACAUUCUGUCAUUCAUCUUUUAAGGAAAAUGCUAAAUGCGGAAUCAUAUCUAAAUAAACCGUGAUUGCAUUAAAAUGUUCUUGAGAAAAAUUUAUUAAAGCAGAAAAAGAAAAUGGGUAAGGGUCUAACCCUUGUGGCUACUUCCUAAGACCGUUAUUAUUGAAAGAAGCCUCUUAGGUUUUGCUAGGGUUAACAAUGAGCCAAACAGAUCUGUAUUUUGGUUUGGUAAGAAUUUGUACGAGUUUGGUGAAAUUAGAACUGGAGCGCAAAUUCUACCAUGAAAAAAGGGUAUGUUUAGCUUAAAUCUGCGGAAUCCAGAUUAAAGAGAUUGGUUUUAGCAGCUAGUGGUUUCUUUGUUUAUCUAUUAAUAAACUAAACAUAUUCC